Molecule: messenger RNA, 4188 nt
Organism: Zophobas morio
Lineage: Eukaryota; Metazoa; Arthropoda; Insecta; Coleoptera; Tenebrionidae
Product: probable multidrug resistance-associated protein lethal(2)03659
Exons: 11
Coding region: 192-4070 (1292 amino acids)
Biological process (GO): transmembrane transport
Cellular component (GO): membrane
Molecular function (GO): ATP binding; ABC-type transporter activity; ATP hydrolysis activity
Source: RefSeq, a predicted model, not a curated record
GUCCGUCAUGAUUGAUAAGAAAGGAGGAAAUUGUCAUGGAUAAUAAAAUUUUGUUAUUACAUCAUACAGUUGUGGUGUGUCAUCAGUAAUAAGACCAACCAAAUAUUUAAAAGUAUUUCCAUUGUUAGUUAUUAAAAUUAAGUGUUUUCUUCAGAACUUUAAUCUCUACAAGUUAAUCAUUUAUUUGAUAUAUGUGUCCUUGCAAAAAUGAUGAUGAUGUCAUCACAAAAUUGUGUCAAGAAAAAACUCAACUCGAAAAUACUGGUUCAAUGGAGGACCAAAAUGGGCCCACCAAACGAAAACUAAAACCACACCCUCAAGAAAAUUCAAAUAUUUUGUCAGCCUUAUUUUACUGCUGGACAGUGCCAAUAUUCCGAAGAGGCUUGAAAAAAGACAUAUCAGAGGAAGACGUUUAUCAAACUUUACAGCACCACCAAUCUGAAGGCCUAGCUAACCAGCUAGAAAAAGCAUGGAAGACCCAACAAAAAACCGCCUCACCCUCCUUGUGGAAAGCCAUAUGGAAAGUUUUCAAAUUAGAUGUAAUUGUGUGCUUAACUUUGUGUUCUUUCAUUGAAUUGGGCUUGAAAAUUGCCCGUCCUAUAGCUUUUGGAAAACUCAUGGCUUAUUACUCAUUUGAGUCGACAGAAUCAUCAAAAAAUGAUGCAAUUUUGUACGCUGGCAUAAUCGUAAUCAUUAGCAUGACAGAUACAGUUUUUUCAAAUUAUUUUGUACUGCAACAGUUACAAGUGUUCAUGAAAAUCAGAGUCGCUUGCUCGUCAAUGGUUUAUCGAAAAUCAUUGCGUCUGAGUAAAUCAGCUCUAGGUGACACGAACAUUGGACAGAUAGUGAAUUUACUGACCACCGAUAUGCAACAAAUGAAUCCCCUUAUACGUGCUCUUUGUUCUAUUUGUAUUUCGCCAUUUCAGACGGCAAUUGUCCUUUAUCUUCUUUACGAUUAUUGUGGACCUACAGCUUUAGUAGGGAUUGUUUUGAUAAUCACUCUUACUCCGUUCCAAAUGUUUCUCAGUAAGAUCGUAGCGAGUUUAAGAUUAAAAGUUGCUGUGAGAACUGAUGACAGAAUGAGUCACAUGAAUGAGAUCAUUUCAGGUAUUCAAGUCAUCAAGUUGUAUGGAUGGGAGCAACCAUUUAUCAAACUAAUUGAUACAUUUAGAAGGGUGGAAGUGAAAUUUAUAAAAAAAUUGACUUACUUAUUCUCGUUCCUGAUAUCGGUAAUGAAAUUCGUUGAGCGAACUGUUAUAUUUUUGUGUAUAUUGGUCUAUGUUUUAAUGGGAAAUAACCCAAACGCUUAUUACGUAUAUGUUAUAACUUCAUUUUAUUCGAUAUUGGUAUUUUCGGUAUCAGUUCUUCUUCCGAUAGGAGUUGCGGAUGUACUAAAAGCCAAUGUAUCCGUCAAAAGAUUAGAAAAAUUUUUAAACUUAGAAGAAGUGGAACUGGCUAAAAAAACAAGGAAAGCAGUUGGCAUUAAAAUAAAAAAAGUGACUGCGAGAUGGUUGCAGAAGAGUGAGCAUAAUACAUUAUCAGGUGUUGACUUUGAAAUUUAUCUAGAUCAGACAGUCGCCGUAGUAGGACCCACUGGCAGUGGAAAAUCAAGCUUGUUGCACUUAUGUCUAGGUGAAAUGCAGAUUAUUGAAGGGUUAAAAGAAGUUGAUGGAACAAUUGCUUACGCAAACCAAGAACCUUGGUUGUUCGGAGGUACAGUGAAGCAAAACAUUCUUUUUGGUCUACCAUUGCUGCCUAAAAAAUAUAAAGAAGUUGUAAGAGUUUGUGCCUUAGAAGACGACAUGGCACAGUUUCCUCAUGGUGAUAACACGAUAGUAGGGGAACGUGGAAUCCUUUUAAGUGGUGGCCAGAAAGCUAGAAUCGGUUUGGCUAGAGCUGUAUACAAAGACGCAGACAUAUACUUACUUGAUGAUCCUCUAUCAGCUGUAGACGCAAAUGUUGGGGAACAAAUUUUUAACAAUUGUAUAAUUGGUUACCUGAAAGGCAAAUGCACAAUUUUAGUAACACACCAGACACAGUAUUUAGCAUCUGUUGAUAAAAUCUAUCUACUGACAGAUGGCAACAUUUCAGUUUCUGGGAGUUACACAGAUCUUCUAAAAGGGAAUAAUUUUGCCUAUGUUUUGAAAGAAAACGAGACCCGUCAGGACGAAUCAAGUGAAAUGAAUGGUACCGAUCUAUCUAAGAUAGAGCAUAAAGAACAGAAUGUAUCAAGUGAAACGCGGGCUAUUGGCAAAGUGUCUGUCAAAGUUUAUCAAAGUUAUAUGCGUGCUUGUGGUUCUUACUGUAUCUGUUUCUUAAUAUUAAUACCAUUUGUUUUAUGUGAGUGCCUUACGAUAACGGCCGACUACUUUCUUGCAUUCUGGGUAAAUUUUGAGCAACGAAGAAUGUCAGCAAAUUAUACUAUGCAAAAUGGGUUUGAGGAAAUAAUUUUUGCUGAUGCUAGCACCAUCUAUAUAUAUUCCACCAUAAUUGGACUUUUAAUUAUCACAACACCUACUCGAGCCAUAUCCUUUAAGAAAGUAUGCAUGCGUGCUUCUGUACAUUUACACAACAAAAUGUUUACGACUAUUGUAAAUGCUACAAUGAAAUUUUUCCACACCAAUGUAUCAGGCAGAAUAUUAAAUAGAUUUUCUAAAGAUAUAGGAAAUUUAGAUGAAACUUUACCACAAGUACUUUUCAACACAAUUGAGUUAAGCAUAGCUGUUGUUGGUGGCAUUAUAUCAAUCUGUAUAAUUAGUCCUUGGAGUCUCAUUCCUACCUUUAUAAUAUUAAUACUGAUGUAUAUUAUAAGAAAAAUCUACUUGGCUAGUAGUUUAAGUGUUAACCGGUUGGAAUCCACAAGUCGGAGUCCAAUUUUGGCCCACUUGACAGAAUCUGUUAAGGGUUUAACUACUAUUAGAGCUUUCGAUAUUCGACACAUCUUACACAAAGAAUUUGACAAUUUGCAAAACUUUCACAGCUCUAUUUUCUAUAUGAAGUUAGGCACCGACAGAGCUUUCUCCAUUUGGUUAGAUAUCGUUUGUAUGUGCUACUCCUCGGCAGUCACAUUUAUGACAAUUUUUCAAGAUUCUUAUGGUGGAACUGUCGGUUUUGUUAUCACAAAAUCUAUGAAUCUGGUAGCUGUGUUUCAAUGGACAAUCCGAAUGUUGAGCGAACUUGAAAAUCAGAUGACGUCAGUUGAAAGAGUGAUUGAAUAUACAGAACUAGAGCAAGAGAAGAAUGAUCAAGUGAAAGCAAUUUCGUCUGCUUGGCCUGCUAAAGGCAAAAUUGAAUUUAAGUCAGUGUUUAUGCAGUAUUCGUCGAAUGAUCCUUACGUCCUUAAAAACUUGAAUAUACUUAUAAAACCUAAGGAAAAAAUAGGUAUUGUUGGUAGAACGGGCGCCGGAAAAUCUUCGUUAAUUUCGGUUUUGUUCCGUUUGGUUAACUUUGUGGGUAAUAUUUUUAUAGACGACGUAGAUACCAAAGAUGUCGCUUUAUCCUCUUUACGACCCAAGAUUUCGAUUAUUCCUCAAGAUCCAGUUUUAUUUAAGGGAUCAGUACGUAAAAAUUUAGACCCAUUUAAUCAAUAUUCUGACGAAGAAAUCUGGCGAGUGUUGGACGAAGUUAGACUGAAAGAGGCUGUCUCUAAUAUGUCUGGAAAUCUUCAAAGUAAUUUGUCAGAAGGUGGUACUAAUUUCAGUGUUGGACAAAAACAGCUAAUUUGUUUGGCGAGAGCCAUGCUGAAAAAUAACAAUAUUUUAAUCUUGGAUGAAGCAACUGCAAAUGUUGAUCCACAGACGGAUGAGUUAUUGCAAAGUACAAUAAAGAAAAGCUUUGUUAAUUGCACUGUUUUAACGAUCGCUCAUCGACUACACACAAUAAUGGAUUCCGAUAAGGUUUUAGUGAUGGAUGAAGGACAUGCAGUUGAAUUUGAUCAUCCGUAUGUGCUAUUAGAAAAAAAGAAAACAUUCUAUAAUUUAGUCAUGAAAACAGGAAAAGUGAUGUCUGAAAAUUUAAGAACAAUAGCCGAAAAGAAUUAUAAAACAAGAGGUGAUAAUAUAAGUUUAUGAGAGAACCAGUAUACAGAUUAGUGCAUAUUACUUAAGUUUUUUGUUACAUUAUUGUUUCAACAGUGUUUAAAAUUUGAUACUUGCAUUUUUGAAAAAAUGAAAAUAAAUCUGAGAUGAA